GCCCAUCUCGAACGUGCGUCACGUAUGCAGACACACAAAAGCAAGAGGACGCUUUCAGGAAGCCAUGUUGACGACGCUCGUCACGCCACAUUUCGACGCAUAAACGGCGGGGAGGGGGAGAUACCACGCCAAAGUGAGCCCGUAGUUCGACUCGGAGCACGGAGCUAGCCAAGAUGUCGACGGACGACUUCCAGACCAAGUACGCCUCCUUCAUGGAGCACAUCGUGAAGAGCACCGUCGAGGAAACUACCAAACUUUUUGAAACUAUGGUCGACGACUUAAAGGCGGAACUAUCGAGGGCCAAGAUGGAGAACGAGGCCCUGAAAACAACAUGCCGGGAAAACGAAACCGUGAACACUCCUUCGGUCAACGAGUCGAGCCAAAGCGAGGGCCCGGAACGGCGCGACACGGCCGUCCAAUGCGACCUGCUUCCCAGCCACGCCUCGUUGGAUCAAAACCCACAACGUGCUCACGAAGAGAUGGUUUACAACCUGCUGAAGGACCACGACUAUGAUGCUUCAUUUAAAGAUAUUUUUUACCAGUCGCAGCCAGAGAUGUUAAACGUCUCUCCACCCACAGACACCAGCAAUGAACUCUUCCUUGCUCUCACAGAUUCAUCACCAGAAUCUUCCAGUGAAACUGACACUGAAGACUACCAGAUUGACCAGCACACUGACACAGAAGACUAUCAGAUUGACCAGCAAACUGACACGGAAGAUAUUGACCGGCAAUGUUCAUAUGGGAUGUGUAGAAAAAAUAAGUGCUUAGUGACCGCAGUUCAAGCUGGGUUAAAAAGAGAUCGUGAUGUACAUAAACCACCAACUAUAUUGGCAAAUUCACCUGCUACCACUGGUAUUAAGACAAGAGCCAAAUCCAAUGCCGAACAGAUGUUGGGGCGCAAAGGAUACGCUAAUCCCACAACUUUCCAAGAACAGUUGGCCGCACCAAAGGUUCAAAUUCAGCUUCAAUCAUUUGGUAAAACACCAGCAAAUAAACAAGCACGUGUGGUUGUGCAGCAGUACAGUGGUGUUCCCCAUCCAGAAGAACAGCAAGUGGAGCCAAGACUGCCGGAGAAACAAAUGCAGGGGAAGGAACAGCAAGUGGAGCCAAGACUGCUGGGGAAACAAAUGCAGGGGAAGGAACAACAAGUGGAGCCAAGACUGCCGGAGAAACAAAUGCAGGGGAAGGAACAGCAAGUAGAGUCCACUCUGUUGAAAAAACAAAUGGAGCAGAAGGAACAGCAAGUAGAGUCAACAUUGCUGAAAAAACUAAUGGAGAGGAAGGAACAGCAAAAAGAGCCAACACUGCGGGAGAAACAAAUGGAGAGGCAGGAACAGCAAAAAGAGCCAACACUGCCGGAGAAACAAAUGCAGGGGAAGGAACAGCAAGUAGAGUCCACUCUGUUGAAAAAACAAAUGCAGGGGAAGGAACAGCAAGUAGAGUCAACAUUGCUGAAGGAACAGCAAAAAGAGCCAACACUGCGGGAGAAACAAAUUGAGAGGAAGGAACAGCAAGUACAGUCAACACUGCUGGGAAAACAACCAGAGGGAAAGAAACAGCAAGUAGAGCCAACAGUGCUGGAGAAGGAACCGGAGGGAAAGGAACAGCGAAUAAAGCAAACACUGCCAGAGAAAGAACUGGAGCAAACAGAGCAGCAAGUAGAGUCAACACUGCUGGAGAAACAAACUGAGAGGAAGGAACAGCAAGUAGAGUCAACACUGCUGGAGAAACCACUGGAUGUGGGGGGAGAUAAAUGUAGCUUGACUGAAGAGGAACAGCAAGUGCCUGAGAAAGAACUGGCGGGAAAGGAACAUCAAGUAGAGCCAACGGUGCUGGAGAAAGAACUGGUGGGAAAGGAACAGCAAAUAAAGCAAACACUGCCAGAGAAAGAACUGGAAGGAACGGAACUGCAAGUUGAGCAAACACUGCUGGAGAAACCACUGAAGGAGGUGCCAAACAAAUGUGGCUCGACUGAAGAGAAGGCAAACGUGGAAAUAAAUGUGACGGUAAACAGAAACCGAAGGCAAAGAAAACAGCCCUCAGACAAAGUAAAACGUUUGCUUCAGACUCCGAAACAAAUAGCUGUUUCAGCGUCAAAUAAUGGUGAGGAACAUAAUGGAGUGGACCAUGUUCCUACUAUUUUCGAGAGGUACACAUCUUUAUGUGAGGUUGCAAAAGUGAGUCCGAGGUCAUGUACAACUGAAUGUACCACCAAAGCCAGCCCUGCAAAGAGUUCAUUCCCACCCGAGAUCAUCUCCGUUCAGGGAAAUGCCAGUUCGAAAAAGACCCGAGCAAAUCGCCCGCACCAGGAUACGUCUGCCCAUAAAAAGACUGACUCUCCAAGGAAAAGUUUAAUUAGAAAAUCUGGUCGUUCAAAAAAGUUUUAUGGCAUCACACAAGUGUGUCUGAGAUCAAGUACAGCUAAAGAUACCACCACAAGCAGCCCUCUAAAGACAACAGACCCACCUGGUCGUAAGAAGCGUGUCUCCACCCGGGAAAAUUCUGCCUCGAAAAAGACCCAAACAAUUUCCCCACUUCAAGAUAGGUCUGAAAAUGCAGAGACGGAAUCUUCAGGGAAAAGGUCAACUCGAAAUUCUGCUAAUUCGAAUAAAUCUCACGGGGUUCCAGAAGUGUCUCUGAGGUCAAGUACAACUAAAGAUAGCGCCACAACCAGCCCCCUAAAGACUAAAUCAUCACCUGAGAUUAUCUCCACUCAGGAAAAUGCUAGCUCGAUAAAGAUCCAAACUGUUUCUCCACAUCAGGAUGGGUCUUGCCGUAAAAACACUGAAUCUUCCGAUAAGGGAUUAGGCCAAGAUGGUGCUGGUUCAGAAAAGUCUCUUUGUGUUCCAGAAGUGUGUCUAAGAUCAAGCACAAUUAAAGAUACCACCAGCACGCCAGAGAGUACAGUCCCACCCGAGAGUAUCUCCGCCGAAGAAGAUGCUGGCUCGCAACUGACCCAAACAAUUUCUCCACACCAGGAUUUGUCUGCCCAUAAAAAGACAAAAUUAAGUAAAAAUUCUGCUACUUCAAACACUAAGUUAAGUACAACUAAAGAUACGACCAAAACCAGCCCCGCAAAAACUGCACUCCCAUCUGAGAGUAUGUCUACUAAAGAAAAUGCGAGCUUGAAAAAGACCCAAACAAAUUCCCCACAGCAGGACAGGUCUUCCCAUAAAGAGGCUGAAUCUUUAGGGACAAGAUUAAGUACAUUUUCUGCUAGCUCAAAGUCCCACGGUGUUCCAGAAGUGGGUCUAAUAUUAAAUACAACUAAAGAAACCACCGCAACCAGCCCCCCAAAGAGUCCAAUCCCACCUGAAAUUAUCUCCACUGAAGAAACUGCUAGCUCCAAAAAGACCCAACCAAAUUCCCCACAGCAGGAAAGAUCUGCCCAUAAAAGGACUGACUCUUCAGUGGUAAGAUUAACUAAAAUAUCUGCCAGUUCAAAAAAGUUCACAAGUGCUUCAGAAGUGUUUCUGAGGUCAAGUACAACUAAAGAUACCACCACAACCAGCCCCCCAAAGAGUGCACUCCCACCUGAGGUUAUCUCCAUUCAAGAAAAUGCUAGUUCAAAAAAGACCGAAACAAAUAAAGAGACUGGCUCUUUAGGGACAAGAUUAAGUCGAGAUUCUGCUAGUUCAAACAAGGCCCAUGAAGCUCCAGAAGUGUUUUUGAGAUCAAGUACAACUAAAGAUACCACCACAACCAGUCCUCUAAAGAGUACGUUACCGCCUGAGAUUAUCUCCACUCAGGAAAAGGCUGGCUCCAAAAAGGAUAGGUCCGGUAAUAAAAAGACGGAAUCCAGCGGGACAAAAUUAGCUAAAGAUUCUGCUAGUUCAAAAAAGUCCCAUGGGGUUCCAAAAGUGUGUGAGAGGUUGAGUUCAACUAAAGAUACCACCACAUUCAGCCCCCCAAAGAGUGAUCUCCCACCUGAGGUUAUCUCCAUUCAAGAAAAUGCUAGUUCAAAAAAGACCGAAACAAAUGCCCUACAGCAGGAUAUGUCUGGCCAUAAAGAGACUGACUCUUUAGGGACAAGAUUAAGUCGAGAUUCUGCUAGUUCAAAAAAGGCCCAUGAAGCUCCAGAAAUGUUUUUGAGAUCAAGUACAACUAAAGAUACCACCACAACCAGUCCUCUAAAGAGUACGUUACCACCCGAGAUUAUCUCCACUCAGGAAAAGGCUGGCUCCAAAAAGGAUAGGUCCGGUAAUAAAAAGACUGAAUCCUCCGCUAAAGAUUCUGCUAGUUCAAAAAAGUCUCUCGGGGUUCCAAAAGUGUGUGAGAGGUUGAGUUCAACUAAAGAUACCACCACAUCCAGCCCCCCAAAGAGUGAUCUCCCACCUGAGGUUAUCUCCAUUCAAGAAACUGCUAGUUCAAAAAAGACCGAAGCAAAUUCCCUACAGCAGGAUAUGUCUGGCCAUAAAGAGACUGACUCUUUAGGGACAAGAUUAAGUCGAGAUUCUGCUAGUUCAAAAAAGGCCCAUGAAGCUCCAGAAAUGUUUUUGAGAUCAAGUACAACUAAAGAUACCACCACAACCAGUCCUCUAAAGAGUACGUUACCACCCGAGAUUAUCUCCACUCAGGAAAAGGCUGGCUCCAAAAAGGAUAGGUCCGGUAAUAAAAAGACGGAAUCCAACGGGACAAAAUUAGCUAAAGAUUCUGCUAGUUCAAAAAAGUCCCAUGGGGUUCCAAAAGUGUGUGAGAGGUUGAGUUCAACUAAAGAUACCACCACAUUCAGCCCCCCAAAGAGUGAUCUCCCACCUGAGGUUAUCUCCAUUCAAGAAAAUGCUAGUUCAAAAAAGACUGAAACAAAUUCCCUACAGCAGGAUAUGUCUGGCCAUAAAGAGACUGACUCCUUAGGGACAAGAUUAAGUCGAGAUUCUGCUAGUUCAAACAAGGCCCAUGAAGCUCCAGAAAUGUUUUUGAGAUCAAGUACAACUAAAGAUACCACCACAACCAGUCCUCUAAAGAGUACGUUACCACCCGAGAUUAUCUCCACUCAGGAAAAGGCUGGCUCCAAAAAGGAUAGGUCCGGUAAUAAAAAGACGGAAACCUCCGGGACAAAAUUGGCUAAAGAUUCUGCUAGUUCAAAAAAGUCUCUCGGGGUUCCAAAAGUGUGUGAGAGGUUGAGUUCAACUAAAGAUACCACCACAACCAGCCCCCCAAAGAGUGAUCUCCCACCUGAGGUUAUCUCCAUUCAAGAAACUGCUAGUUCAAAAAAGACCGAAGCAAAUUCCCUACAGCAGGAUUUGUCUGGCCAUAAAGAGACUGACUCUUUGGGGACAAGAUUAAGUCGAGAUUGUGCUAGUUCAAAAAAGGCCCAUGAAGCUCCAGAAAUGUUUUUGAGAUCAAGUACAACUAAAGAUACCACCACAACCAGUCCUCUAAAGAGUACGUUGCCACCCGAGAUUAUCUCCACCCCAAAGAAUACUGGCUCAAAAAAGGAUAGGUCCGGUAAUAAAAAGACUGAAUCCUCCUGGACAAAAUUAGCUAAAGAUUCUGCUAGUUCAAAAAAGUCCCAUGUGGUUCCAAAAGUGUGUGAGAGGUUUAGUUCAACUAAAGAUACCAACACAACCAGCCCCCCAAAGAAUGAUCUCCCACCUGAGGUUAUCUCCAUUCAAGAAAAUGCUAGUUCAAAAAAGACCGAAACAAAUGUCCUACAGCAGGAUAUGUCUGGCCAUAAAGAGACUGACUCUUUAGGGACAAGAUUAAGUCGAGAUUCUGCUAGUUCAAAAAAGGCCCAUGAAGCUCCAGAAGUGUUUUUGAGAUCAAGUAAAACAAAAAAUACCACCACAACCAGUCCUCUACAAAGUACGUUACCAACCGAGAUUAUCUCCACCCCAAAGAAUACUGGCUCAAAAAAGACCCGAACAAAUUCCCCACACCAGGAUAGGCCUGGCAAUAAAAAGGCUGAAUCUUCAGGGACAAAAUUAUCUAAAGAUUCUGGUACUUCCAAAAAGUCCCAUGGGGUUCCAAAAGUGUGUGUAAGGUUUAGUUCAACUAAAGCUGCCACCACAACCAGUCCUCAAAAGAGUGCACUCCCGUCUGGGAGUCGUAAGAGGCGUAUCUCCACUCAGGAAAAUGCUGGCUCAAAAAAGACCCUCAAAGAUUCCCCAAACCAGGAUAGUUCUGGCAAUAAAAAGACUGAAUCUUCAGGGACGAAAUUAGCUAAAGAUUCUUCUACUAGUUGCAAAAGUUCCCAUGAGGUUCCAAAGGGGUGUCAGAGUCCCAGUACAACUAAAGAUACCACUACCAGCCUUCUGAAGAGUAUAUUCCCACCGAGGAGUCGUCGGGGGCGUAUUGUCACUCGGGAUAAUACUGGCUCCAAAAAGAGUGAUGCACACCAGAAUAGGUCUGCCCUUAAAAAGACUAAAUCUUCAGGGUCAAAAUUACCUAAAAGUGUCUCAUUUGAGUCCCCUUUACCAUCUGUCAGUCAGAAAGCGUCCAGUUUCAUUGAAAAUGAUGCAGGAUUGAAAGAGUCUUGCAGUGAAGAGGAGCCCACCUCCAAACGGUUGAAAAGACCAUACAGUUCAUUAUUAGGGACUUCUACUCUCUCAAGCCCUCAGUGGAAGAAAUUGCCUAAGAAAGCUACCGCUUUAAGUAAGGCGAGAGAAACUAUUGCUAAGAAACCCAGACUGGAUGAACAUUAUAGUAUUUCAGAACAGGUGAAAAUACGCAACGCGCAGAAGUCAGCUAAAGGAUCAGACCCAUCUAAAUUGAGGAAAACAAUGCACGAUUCCAGCGAUGAGACGGGAAAGAAAUCAACAUCUCCAUCUGUGCCAGCAAGGAAAGCUACCGCAUUAAGGGCAAAAAGGUCUUCUUCCUCGCCGGUCCAGAAGGAGGCACGGUCUCCAAGGUCUCAGAGUCUUGAGGCACCGUCCCCCAUGAGUCCCGCUGUCGGUUCCCCGCCACACAGUCUCUCCCCCCACGAUGUCAACACACCGCCAGCGCAGCCUUCAAUCGUCAUUGGUAAACCCCUGCUCAAGAACCAGUGUGGGCAGUGUGGUCGCGUUCUCAGCAGCCCCGCCGCCCUUGAGAGCCACCUCAAUCUCCAUAUAGGUCGCCGGCCAUUCUCUUGCCGGAUCUGUCGGAAGGACUUUCCUGAUGCCAGGGGUCUGAGACGGCACACCUGGGUGCACGCCGACAGCAGGAUCCAUGUCUGCCAGCAGUGUGGGAAGGGCUUCGUGUACAGUUAUGGCCUCACCAAACAUCUCCAGAUGGUGCAUAGGAAGAUUAAACCGUUUGUCUGCCAGAUCUGCGACAAGGCAUUCUUCACAAAGGGAGACGUGGAGGACCACAUACGUAUCCACACGGGGGAGAAACCAUUCCAGUGCCACGUAUGCGGCAAGAGAUUUGUGAAGAAAAUAGAGCUGAGAGCGCAUUUGAAGUGGCAUAGUGGAGAGAAAAGACACUGGUGUCCAUAUUGUGGGAAAGGAUUCUUUGACUACAAUAACUUGAAAAGACACAAGUAUAUCCACACGGGAGAGAAACCCAAGUCUUGUCCACACUGCCCGAAACACUUUAAGCAGUCGAGCCAUUUGAAAAAGCACAUCAGAACUAUACAUAAAAAUGUGUGAGUUGAGAAAGACUAAAAGUUGUUUUCUUUGAAAAUGUAUUUUUUGUGACACAUUUUAGCGUUGCCACAAAUAGGAAGAAAUGUCUUCAAUAAAAAAAAAAAU
Nerophis lumbriciformis (worm pipefish) is the source of this 7673-nucleotide messenger RNA. RefSeq lists its product as uncharacterized. Gene Ontology annotation, biological process: regulation of transcription by RNA polymerase II. NCBI's taxonomy places the organism in Eukaryota, Metazoa, Chordata, Actinopteri, Syngnathiformes, Syngnathidae. Gene Ontology annotation, molecular function: DNA-binding transcription factor activity, RNA polymerase II-specific; RNA polymerase II cis-regulatory region sequence-specific DNA binding. The record is from RefSeq and is a predicted model, not a curated record.